AUGAACAAGUACUACAACGAGCGGGUCGCCAACCGCAAGGCGCAGAUCGCGAAGACCAUACACGAGGUGUGCAGGAUCGUUCAGGAUGUCCUCAAGGAGGUCGAGCUCCAGGAGCCCCGGUUCAUCUCCUCGCUCACAGACUACAACGGCCGCUUCGACGGCCUGGAGGUCGUCUCGCCGCACGAGUUCGAGAUCGUCAUCUACCUGAACCAGAUGGGCGUCCUGAACUUCGUCGACGACGGCUCGCUGCCCGGAUGCGCCGUGCUCAAGCUGAGCGACGGCAGGAAGCGCUCCAUGUCCCUCUGGGUGGAGUUCAUCACCGCCUCCGGCUACCUGUCCGCCAGGAAGAUCAGGUCGCGCUUCCAGACGCUCGUGGCGCAGGCGUGCGACAAGUGCUCGUAUCGAGACUGCGUCAAGAUGAUCGCGGAGACGACCGAAGUGAAACUGAGGAUACGCGAGAGGUACAUAGUGCAGAUAACGCCUGCGUUCAAGUGCGCCGGCCUCUGGCCUCGUUCGGCGGCGCACUGGCCUCUACCGGCGAUCCCGUGGCCGCAUCCGAAUAUCGUUGCGGAAGUGAAGACGGAGGGAUUCGACCUUCUAUCCAAGGAGUGCCUCGCCCUGCAGGGCAAGAACUCCGCGAUGGAGGGCGACGCGUGGGUGCUCAGCUUCUUCGAGGCAGAGAACCGCCUGCUGCAAGGCGGCUGCCGGCGCAAGUGCCUCAGCAUACUGAAGACGAUCAGGGACCGCCACUUAGACCUGCCCGGGAACCCGGUCACGUGCUACCAUAUGAAGACGCUGCUGCUAUACGAGUGCGAGAAGCACCCGAGGGAGCACGAAUGGGACGAGGCGGCUAUAGGCGACAGGAUCAACGGGAUCUUCCUGCAGCUAAUCUCGUCGCUGCAGUGCCGCAGGUGCCCCCACUACUUCCUGCCGCACGUGGACCUGUUCAAGGGCAAGUCGCCGACGGCGCUGGAGAACGCCGCCAAGCAGGUGUGGCGCCUGACACGGGAGAUGCUCACGAAUUCCAGGGCGUUCGAGAAGCUU
Iphiclides podalirius (scarce swallowtail) is the source of this 1044-nucleotide messenger RNA. NCBI's taxonomy places the organism in Eukaryota, Metazoa, Arthropoda, Insecta, Lepidoptera, Papilionidae. The record is from the annotation of a GenBank genome assembly.